UCCAUGGGAGAAAUAUAUUGAUUUUUCGGGACAAGAUGGUCGAUGGGAGAGAUCUGGGAAAAUAAAAGUUGCGCUGAAAUGUUUAAAUGAUUCUCAAGAGAUAUCUAAGGAAUUUUUAGAAGAG
Molecule: messenger RNA, 124 nt
Organism: Acaulospora morrowiae
Lineage: Eukaryota; Fungi; Glomeromycota; Glomeromycetes; Diversisporales; Acaulosporaceae
Source: the annotation of a GenBank genome assembly